AUGCCGGAACUCACUGCCAGGGCAGAGAACUCCUGCAAGCGAUGCUAUCGCAGGAAAAAGCGCUGCGACAAGACCCUGCCCCAGUGUCUCGCAUGUAAACGCGCCAAAGUCUCGUGCAGCUUCCUCGACGAGGAGGCCCCGGUGGCAUCCUAUCCCGUUGCCUAUGUACGAGGCUUGGAGCGCCGCGUCAAAGAGCUGGAGCAGCAGCUCGCGUCAUCGCUGACGCCCCAAGACUCACAAAACGAGGCAUCGCAUCCCUGGGACCAGGAAGCUGUUGAUAUCCCACUGGGGGAUGAAUUUGUUGCCCCUGAGCAUGUCGUAAACACGCCGCCACCUGUGCCCGCGGACAUGGUAUCAGUGAUACCCAUCGACCCUCUUCCCAGACAGAAGCCAGGCAAUCUAUCAGAAGAGCUGCGGCUGCUGUCGCUGGAGGCAGUAGCAGAGCGCUAUCUUGGUUCUUCAUCCGGCCUUUCCUUUGCCAAACUCACCCAGACAGUUCUUCACCGGUUAUCCCCAGACCAAGAUGGCUUUGUCUUUGGCGAGAACAGCGGUGACAGCGACGAAGCCCGACAAGAUCCAGACUGCGAUAUAGAUCCCAUUUUCUUCGAUAUGAAUACACUGCCCCUGAAUUCGCUAUUCGGGACCGGCGACCCGCCUGUUGAACUGGCAGACUGCGAGGAUGCAGACGCAGAUGCAAUGGAGCUGGCUUUGCUGGAGCCCGGGCAUAUCAGCUACCUCUUGGAAUUCUACUUUGCACACUCGCAUACCCUGUAUCCGAUAAUCCGAAAGACGGACGUUGAAGAGGUCCUCUGGCGGAUCUUUGCUGAUCCGCUGGAUCCAUUAGCCCAGUCUCCGCUGUGGCAGUUCAGGGUGUGGAUGAUUCUGGCGAUUGGGUCGACGACGUACUGCUCCGUCUCUUUGAUGGAUGAGACUGAGCCCGUGCGGUUCUUCAACAAGGCCAUGACUUAUUUUGAGCCGGCAAUGGGGUGCGGUGACUUGGCCGGCCUGGAGGUUUUGAUGCUGCAGGUUUCUUAUUCCUUCUUUAACAAAAUUGGGCCCAAUACGUGGUUCUUGGUGGGCGUCGCUGCUCGCAUGGCAACGGGGAUGGGACUGCACACCGACGAAGUAUACCAGACUCUGGCAGUCGACGUCGCCGAGCAGCAGAAGCGGAUAUUCUUCUCUCUAUACAUGAUGGAUCGUGUCGUGUCAUUGGCUUUGGGACGGCCCUUUGCUAUCCAAGACGACGACAUUACAGUCGAGGCAUGUCUACUUCCAUUUGCUGAUGCCGAAGACAAAAACAUAAACCCCGAAACAAUCACGCCCUCCAGCAAUCUCGAGCCAUCCACCAUGGCCGUCCCCCUGCACAUCCUCGCCCUGCGCAAAAUCGCCAGCGACAUUGGCAGCAAGAUCCACUCCACAAAGUACAGUGAGCGGCAAAGCCCCGAAGCAAGAGAGCAAACCAUCCAGCAGCUACACAAACGCCUGGUCGAGUGGCGGCGCAGCAUGCCAUUCCCCCUGCCCGAUCUCCAGUCCAAAGUACCCCAUCUCUGCACCAGCUGGUUCGACCUAAACUACUACACCCACGUUAUCAUGCUCUACCGGCCAUCCCCCCUCAGCCCAGUCCUCGACGUCUCCAAGAUGAAGAUCCUCGCAGAGGCAUCCGACAUGGCCAUCCGGCAGGCAAUCAACCUCCACCGCCAGCGCCGGUUCGCUUACAACUGGCUCAAUCUCGUGGCCGUCUUCAACUCGACUCUGUCUCUUAUGUAUACCUCUACUGCGGCCCUGGCAGACGACGGUCUUUCGUUGGCAAUGGACCAGAGCAGGGCGAUCGCGGGCCUGGAGCUGGCGGUGGAGUUGCUGGAUUCGUUUAGGAGGAAGUUUCCCUCGGCGAGGAAAAUCCAGGCUAUGAUCCAGACUGUCAUAGCACGGCUCAAUGUAUAUACCCUGUUUUCGUGGCCGGAGCCGCAGGAUUGGCGUGCAGCUGCUGGGGUCUGUCGGCAGUCAUGA
Messenger RNA from Aspergillus versicolor CBS 583.65, 2007 nucleotides. RefSeq lists its product as uncharacterized. NCBI's taxonomy places the organism in Eukaryota, Fungi, Ascomycota, Eurotiomycetes, Eurotiales, Aspergillaceae. Bases 1 to 2007 code for a protein of 668 amino acids. Gene Ontology annotation, biological process: DNA-templated transcription; positive regulation of transcription by RNA polymerase II. The transcript is spliced from 6 exons. The record is from RefSeq and is a predicted model, not a curated record. Gene Ontology annotation, molecular function: DNA-binding transcription factor activity, RNA polymerase II-specific; sequence-specific DNA binding; zinc ion binding.